This is a messenger RNA of Nothobranchius furzeri (turquoise killifish), 2162 nucleotides long. Its product is annotated as calcium homeostasis modulator protein 5. The record is from RefSeq and is a predicted model, not a curated record. Lineage: Eukaryota; Metazoa; Chordata; Actinopteri; Cyprinodontiformes; Nothobranchiidae. Gene Ontology annotation, molecular function: monoatomic cation channel activity. Gene Ontology annotation, cellular component: plasma membrane.
UUAUUAAAUGUGUUUCUAAACCUUUCAGAAUGUAUAAUGUUUGAUCAGGAUUGUGGUCCUCAUGAGUCUCUAGACAUUUAAAUGUGCCUCUGUUUAUCACCGUUCAGUUGUCUCAUGAUUACAUUAUAAAGCCACCAGGCCGAGUGCGGUUCCACUACUGAUGCAUCACCUCCCCACCCCCCACUGGCCAGGCUCCCAUGUGAAAGUUAAUGUGUCUGUUCAUCCUACAGGAAAUGUGCAGCCUUCCAUUAGCAGGAAUAAGCAAUGACCACUUCCCGAACACUACCGACUCAUCUCACUUUCAUAAAGGCAACUCUGUGUGAACGCAACUGGAAGAACCAGAUUGUUACGAAAUGUUUGGAGCAUGCAACACGGCCACAGGGGUGGCCACAAAACUGAUUCUGUUUUUAAAUGCAUGAUGAUCAUGAUGAUGUAUUUUUCACUUUAUUCCUUGCAACUGGCGUAUCAGUAAAAUCAGGUCAGCUGGCGUGACAAAAUUCAUCAUUCUAAAAAUUCCGUUGGGCGCUGCACCACAUUCAUCUGGUUUAGAAGCAUGCGUCUCACAAAGAGGACGUGAAAUGUGGAAUGGAGCAGGUGAGGGGGUCAUUCCUGUGGGACUGGAACAGAAAAGCGGACGUGAACACUUCCCCAGCAGCUCUCCUGCCUGCGGCGCUUUGUUUUACAUGUUUGAUCAUGUUCUGUUCUGUAACAGACGUCUGCAGGUCCAGUAAUGUGGGUUAAGUAGCGGCCUUGAGUGUUUUCCACAUUACAUAUCUAACUAAUGACAGAUGAUUGUGAUAAGCACAUAAACUAGACCAGUGAGAUAUUUCCUGAACAAAAACACAUCUGGAGAAGGAAUGUUGGAGGACAGAGAAGCGAGUUUGGACUGAAGUGAAAGGAGAAUAAAGCACAGCGUGGCUCUGAUUGAAGGAGGAGUCUGGAACUAAAGCAGAAAGCAGACAGCCAAAGGGAGUGGCACAAAGCAGACGAGCUUGUCUUUCGGUUGAGACGAAGAGGAAAAGCUGCAGUUGUUCCUCUUUCUUCUUGUGUUUUUCUUGUGGAACGUUUCAGAACCUCCCGGCCGACACCAUGGAUAACUUUCAGACCGUUCUGCGCUUUUUCAUGAACCAGAAAGCCACUAUUGGAUACAGCUUCAUGGCACUCCUGACUAUUGGAGGGGAGCGACUUUUCACAUUGGUAUCGUUCCAGUGCCCAUGCAACCACGACCAGAACUUUGCAUACGGCAUGACUUUCCUGCUGGGCCCGGCUGCGGUGCUUUUGGUCCUGGGUCUCUUCGUUAAUAACAGGCUAUGGAGGCUCUACACUGGCUGUUGCCUGAAUCCCAUGAAGCUCUGUCCUCGUGGAAACUGUUUGGGCUGUUCCAGGGUGUUGAUGAGCAUUAUCUCUGGGGCUUGUGUGGCUCCUGUUAUGUGGCUUUCCGUGGCUCUGCUCAAUGGGACCUUUUAUGAGUGUGCCAUCAGUGGUUUGGAUGAAAACCUGGUGGUUAAUCUGUUCUGCAAAAACAAGACCAUGAACUGUCCGGAGGAACUGGCUCGAGUGCCAUGUGAUCGGUCCAAACUCUCGAGUGACGAGCGUAUGGAGUUGCUGUUGAUGCUCAGGGCUCAGUCUCAAAUUUUGGGCUGGACCAUUAUCAUCGUUUCUGCCGUUGUCGGCCUGGUGGGAACUUGCUUUAAAAACUGUCGUUCCAGAGUCAGCUACCUCCAGCUCACAUUUUGGAAGCGUUACAUGGAGAAAGAGAAUGAGCGCUUUGAUGCCCUUUCUGUAGAAUACGCAAACAAACUGGCAGAGAGAAACCUGAAAAGCUUCUUUGAGAACAAUAAACCGGCACCCAUGCCAUUCCCCAACCACAAGGCAUGGGAGGAGAUCUCAGCCUACUACACGUUUUCCAGUAGAGAACAGUACUACAGUAUUCUGCAGCGCUAUGUGGAGACAUCAGACUUCCCACCAGAGAGAAAACCCAUCCUGGAGUGUGAAACAGCGACGAGCUGAAGCACGUUAUACCAGAUAGACUGAUGUAUCUGAUGCCUGUUUGGCCCGUUUUUUUUCCUGUCUCACUCACUUUUAUUAAUAAAACAUACAAUUUUGAACAUUUUUCUGUUAAAUAAAACUUCAAAUAUUAAACUUCAACUUCAACAGAGCCA